GACAUUUAAAAUGAUUUAGUUAUCGUUUUAUAUUCAUUUAAAUAUGGCGUUACUUGACGACAGCCAAAUCAUAAUCGAAUUAGAACCGUACAUAUUUGUUGGUUCGACUUUGUUGUAAAAUUGAGCUAGUUUGACAGUGAUGUAUUUUUUUGCAAAAGCAAUUUUUGGUUGCAGAUUCGACCGUGGUUGCGCCUUUGGAUGGAAAUUUUAGCAGAAUAACGUGUUUAAUAAUUUUCUAAAGUACAGGGGUAUGUUUGAUGUAAAAAAUAGUAGGGGGACAUGUAUGAUAAAAAUUCAGAGUAGAGAGGUAUAUUUUACCUAAUGGUUUUUCAUCCAAACACUGAAGUCUCAACGAAAUUUUUUAAGUGAAUUUCUAAAAUAUCACUGAAAGUUUCACUUAAACUUUUUUAUUUUAUUUUAUUUUGUGUAGCCCUGUACCCCUAAUAAUUCCACUUUAAUAAAAUUCAGAGAAAUAAAUGAACAUUUUCCCUAUUAUUUUGCCGAGGACAUUUAAACCAUGGUUUGACCGUAGUUGACGAUUUUUGGAUGAAAAUUUUAACAUAAUGGUUUGAUAAUUUUUUCAAAGUACAGGGGGCAUGUUUGAUAAAAAAAUAGUAGAGUGACAUGUUUGAUAAAAAUGCAUAAUAGAGUUGCAUAUUAUACUUAUAACCUUAUGUAAGAAUCAAACAGCGUUUGUAAAAGGAAGAUUAUUGGAGAAAAUAUACUAUUAGCUCAUGAGCUAGUUAGUAAAUAUUCUCAGCAGAACAUUUCUCCCCGCUGUGCUUUAAAGAUUGAUCUAAUGAAGGCGUUCGAUUCAGUAGAUUGGACCUUCAUUAGUCAAGUUCUGAAGGGAAUGGGAUUUCCUGAGAGAUUUGUUACCUGGACCAGAAUGUGUGUGGAGACCCCCAUGUUGAGUGUGAGUUUCAAUGGGGGGGCUAGUGGGUUAUUUUCCUUCAAAAAAAGGUUUCAACAAGGGGAUCCCUUGUCCCCAUAUCUGUUUUCUAUUGCCAUGGAGAUUUUUACCUGUUUGAUUGACAAAUCUGCCUCUGGGGGGUUGUUUCCUUAUCAUCCAAUGUGUAAAGGUGUCCAGUUGACACAUUUGUGCUUUGCUGAUGACCUGUUGGUCUUCUCUAAUGGUUCAAAUUCUGGGUUGUUUGAGUUGCAAAGAAUUUUGGCUCAGUUUAAGAAGCUCUCAGGUCUGAAAUCCAAUCCUAGCAAAUGUGAAAUCUUCUUUGGGGGAAUUGAUAAAGAUGAGAGAAAAGUGAGGGCUUCUAGAUUUGGCUACCAGCUUGGGGAAUUCCCAGUUCGUUAUCUAGGAGUUCCACUGAUUUCUGGGAAGUUAAGUGUUGCUGCCUGCAGACCUCUUAUUGAUAAGCUCCUUGCUCGUGUUAAGAGUUGGCAAGCAAAAUCAAUUUCCUAUGCAGGAAGAAUUGAGCUUGUGGGAGCUGUUUUAUACAGUAUAACACAGUUUUGGAUGUCUAUCUUUUUGCUCCCUAAGUCUCUUAUUAAAGAAGUUGAGAAGAUUUGCAGCCAUUUUGUCUGGGGAGUUGGCAGUGGUAUGAAGUUGAGGGCAAAUGUUGCUUGGCAGAAGUUGGCUUACCCUAAGAAAGAGGGAGGACUGGGGUUCAGGGACAUGUACAGUUGGAAUCGGGCAUGUAUGAUUCGACACAUUUGGUUAAUACUACUUCAAGAAGGUUCUAUUUGGGUUGCUUGGGUUAUUCGUUACAAACUGAAAGGUAGAGACCUCUGGUCUUAUACCUGCACAUCAGCCUCCUGGAACUGGAAGAAACUCUUGAAGUUGAGAAGUAAAGUGGAAUCACUGAUAUCAGUUCGUAGUGGUGCUCUCUUGAUUGAUAAUACUAUUAUGCCUCGCUAUUCAAUUAGGAAGAUAUGGAAACUGAUUAGACCUUGUCAACAAAGAGUGCCAUGGUGGACAAUCUUGUGGAAGGGAGUUACCAUUCCCAGAAACAGAAUUAUCACAUGGCUGCUUAUCAGGGGAAGCAUAAAUACUAAAAGGAAGAUGUUGAAAUGGGGUUUUUCAGGAGACGUGUCAUGUUGUUUGUGUAAGAUAGGGAUAGAUGAUAGGGAUCACCUGUAUGUUCAGUGUAUGUUCUCGAGGCAGAUGUUUGCUGCUCUUUUUUGCAGAUACUUGCAGAUGCCUAUGGUGCGUAACUGGGACGAGUUGAUGGCUUUCUUGAUUAGGAAGCUUGGUGGAUCGACUGAAGCUGCUGAAUCUGGACGUGCAAUCUAGCAGGCCUGGGUGAGCCAUUUAUGGAGGGAGAGAUGUAGGAGACUGUAUACAGGAGAAGCAAAAGAGUUCCAGGUCCUGUUGAAGAUUAUUCAGGGGGAAUUGAGUGUGUAUUGGGUUUGCAGAGGGUCUCUGAUUUUUGGUCAGUUAGUCUGCCUUAGAGUCUCGGUUCUUAUAGGUUUUGUUCUUCUAUGUUAAUCUUUGUUUCGUUGUUAUAUCCUAGUUAGCAGGGAAGUUGCUAGAAACCCAUUUUUGAUGAAUGAAGAUCCCACCAAUACAUCAAAAAAAAAUAAUGAUCACUCUUAGACAAAAUACACCUGCAUGUUUAUGAUUGGACGCAUUCUGGUUAGAUAGUGAUAAAAUCAUGUCUAUUCACUAUCGUGAUAUUCGGGUUCGGGCGUUAUUCAUACCUACUGAUAAUUCUUCAAAUUCAAGUUUUUCAUUAAUUAGGUCGCAUUCGUACAAAUAUCCACAAUUAUAGAUAUUUUUGUCACCCCUACUCAUUUCCCACGGACAAAGCAAAAUUAUGUUGAAAGUUUGUAAACGUCCAUGUCAAUGUCUUUCCAUUAACAAAGAAAUAGCAACAGUAUAAGAAUAAUUAUUAUUAUUAUCAUCAUCAUCAUAUGUCUAGAAGAAAGAACGAUAUCGAGAGGAGACGUUAAUUACUUGACCUUCAUUAAUCACAAAAUUUAGAAGGAGAGCUCAUAACUUAAUGAAUUAUAUUAAACAUGGCUUUUAAUUGUCUUUUAAUCUAACCUUUGUCAUUAUGGUGUUUAUUCAAACCAUUUUUUUUUGUUUUAAACCUUUAACCCUUUUGACAUCAAUGCAAAAACUAAGAAAUUAAUAUAUAAAACAAGCCCCUAAUUACUACUACAUAGUCAGUUUGCAAUAAAUAUCGGUUUCUAAAUGCUAUGACACCUAAAUACUCAUUUACACCUGGAAUUCCUUUCUUCCUUUUAAUUUUCCUUUUGAAAAAUAAAAUAUCUCCUACGACAAAUAAAACAUUGAGAACAAUUAACACCCAACUAGAUUUAAGGUUCUUAAUUUGAUUAUAAUUAAUUUUGGUAGAAAUACAACAUUAGCCAACGAAAAACUGCCACGUGGAGGGGUCAAUACAUGUCGGAUGAUACCUGAGAAGGACAUGAUUCUGCCCCCUCAUAGGAUGAACAAGGAAACUAAUCUUUGACUCCCUCGUUGACCAUUGAAUUUUCCAAAUUGACCCAUUUAAAUGUGAGUAAUUACUGUACUAACAUUUUACAAAAAUGCCCCUCCUCUCUAAUACCUCACUAAAACGCAUUCGGGCAA
This is a messenger RNA of Linum trigynum, 3553 nucleotides long. Lineage: Eukaryota; Viridiplantae; Streptophyta; Magnoliopsida; Malpighiales; Linaceae. The record is from the annotation of a GenBank genome assembly.